Messenger RNA from Funneliformis geosporum, 192 nucleotides. The record is from the annotation of a GenBank genome assembly. Lineage: Eukaryota; Fungi; Glomeromycota; Glomeromycetes; Glomerales; Glomeraceae.
AUGUCUUGCGAUAAAGAAUCAGAAGUUGCCAAAGAAUUUCUUAAAGCUCAUGAUGAAAGUCGACGCGAUGAUUUUCAAACAUUGCUACAUCCUCAAGCAAUUUAUACAGCUCAUGCUUUAAAUUAUGCAAACCUCUCUAAUCUAUUCCGAUUAAAAGAAUUGGAUAUUGCUGAUGAAUGUUACAAGUGGUAA